This is a messenger RNA of Trifolium pratense (red clover), 1885 nucleotides long. Its product is annotated as amino acid permease 4-like. The coding region runs from base 339 to 1754 and encodes 471 amino acids. The transcript has 6 exons. The record is from RefSeq and is a predicted model, not a curated record. Gene Ontology annotation, cellular component: plasma membrane. NCBI's taxonomy places the organism in Eukaryota, Viridiplantae, Streptophyta, Magnoliopsida, Fabales, Fabaceae.
UGACCCAUUUUAUUUAUUUUCUAAAAAUAAUGAUUUUGACCCAUUAUAUUAUUAUUAAAUAUUGUUCAUAAUUAAUUGCACCGCCUACUUCGUCGUGUACUGUUAUAUAUGAGAAUGUAACUAAAAACCCUUUUUGUUAGUUAGUUUGAGUCCACAUUUUGUACUGUACUCUGUUCUCAGAUCCGUGCGUGACUCAAAUGCAACUCAACAAAACGACAACAAGGUUAUGAUUAUUCAAUAGUAACCUUUCUCUCAAUUAUUACUAUUCCAUUCUAUUUUGUUUUUAUCUCUUUCUUUCAUAUUCAAACACUCUCACAAAGAUUAUCAAGAAUUUAACAAUGGAGCAAGAUGAACAACACUCUAUAGAAGAAGCUGCUCAUUCACACACUCACACCAAAUUGUACGAUGAUGAUGACCGUAUCAAAAGAACAGGAACGGUUUGGACUGCGAGUUCGCACAUAAUAACAGCAGUUGUAGGAUCAGGGGUGUUGUCGUUAGCAUGGGCUAUAGCUCAGCUGGGUUGGAUAGUUGGUCCUUCAGUUAUGCUUUUCUUCAGUCUCAUUACUUGGUAUACUUCAUCACUUCUAGCUGAAUGUUAUCGAAUUGGCGAUCCUCAUUCCGGGAAAAGAAACUAUACUUUCGUCGAAGCUGUUCACACUAUUCUCGGUGGUUUCAAUGACACCCUAUGUGGGAUAGUUCAGUACACGAAUCUUUACGCAACUGCAAUAGGAUACACAAUUGCCGGUGCUAUUAGCAUGAUGGCAAUAAAAAGGUCUGAAUGUUUACAUUCCUCAGGAGGAAAAGACCAAUGUCACAUUUCAAGCAACCCAUACAUGAUCGCUUUUGGAGUAAUCCAAAUUUUCUUUUCUCAAAUUCCAGAUUUUCAUAAAAUGUGGUGGCUCUCAAUAAUUGCAGCCAUCAUGUCUUUCACCUAUUCGUUUAUCGGCCUUGGUCUGGCAAUUGCCAAAGUUGCAGAAAAUGGUUCCUUCAAGGGUAGUCUCACAGGAGUAAGCAUUGGAACUGUGACAAAAGCCCAAAAAAUUUGGGGAACUUUCCAAGCUCUUGGUAACAUAGCCUUUGCAUAUUCAUAUUCUCAAAUCCUCAUUGAAAUUCAGGACACCAUAAAAACUCCACCAUCUGAAGUAAAAACAAUGAACCAAGCCACACGGAUAAGUAUAGGUGUGACGACCACAUUUUAUUUGCUUUGUGGCUGCAUGGGUUAUGCAGCAUUUGGAGACACAGCACCGGGGAACAUACUUACUGGAAUUUAUAAACCAUAUUGGCUCAUUGAUAUUGCUAAUGCAGCUAUAGUAAUUCACAUUGUCGGAGCAUACCAAGUAUAUGCGCAACCUGUCUUUGCCUUCGUUGAGAAAAGGGUGAUAAAAAAAUGGCCUAAAAUAAACAAAGAAUACCAAAUCUCAAUUCCUGGUUUUCAUCCUUACAAUCUAAAUCUAUUUAGAUUAAUUUGGAGGACUAUUUUUGUGAUCACAACAACUUUUAUAUCAAUGUUGAUUCCUUUCUUCAACGAUGUUUUGGGAUUAAUUGGAGCAGUUGGGUUUUGGCCUUUAACAGUUUAUUUUCCAGUGGAGAUGUAUAUCAGACAAAGGAAGGUGCCAACAUGGAGUUAUAAAUGGAUUUGUAUGCAAACAUUAAGUGUUGUAUGUCUUAUUGUAUCAAUUGUGGCUGGUGUUGGCUCAGUGGCAAGUAUUGUGCUUGAUCUAAAGAAAUACAAACCAUUCAUGGUUAAUUAUUGAAACCAAUGCAAAAUUUAUUUCCUUCUUUUGGAUGUAAAAAGCAACUGUAGGAACUGAUUUAUGUGGUUUUUGUAUCAUUAUCUUUUGAAACAAUUAGUGCUAAUUCAAUAUUAUCCUUUUCCACUUUUAAA